AUUAAUGGAUUUUCUCUUGACAGUUUUAUAGCUGUUUUUCUGUUUUAUAGUUAAAAGCUUCAGAUGUGACCUAAAAUUUCUUUAAUGAAGAAACAAGUAGCCGCAGAAGUGUUGUUUAAUGGUUGUUACUAUGCUUCUGGCAAUUAGAGAAUUUUUAAGAAGACAAGGGCCGCACUAAAUGCGCAGGUAACAAUAUCCGGCAGAAUAUAAAUAUUUUCAGAAGCACUUAGUUAAGAAGUAAAGUUGAUUUCCUGCAGCGCAGUGUCGUACUCUACAUAGUAAUACUGGGCUGUGGUCGUAGCUUGUGCGUACAAGAUUUUAUGGAUUUCUGACAAUCAUGGAUGCUUCCAUGGCUUGUUGUUAUGUAAUUCUUUUGUUUCUUGCUUUUAGCGCCAGUUCUCUUGCUCAGCAGUGCAGUCAUUCUAUCCUUCCGUCGACUAUUCCACCGAUUGGCUCUGAUAAUCCUAACCAGGCAGACGGGCAAUGGUACGUAUACCGACAAAUGGGAGAUUUUUUCGGCUACUUUCCUCAAAUGAAAAUCACCAGUGUAGCCCCGACGGUCGAUCCAUUUGACAAUCUGCCGUCAUGGCUGCAGUGGUGGGAAAUAACCGGAUAUGUCAGCCCGACGGCAGCGGGAUGUGGUGACUCGGCGGAGUACUGGUUUUUCACCGGAACAUACUCCAACGGAGGAAAACAAAUCGGCGAUUUAGGGAGCAAUCAAAACGAUUACAUCAUGCGCCCGACGGAUUACGUUGUGCUUUACCAUGACUACAGUAGUCUGCUGGUCAUCUAUGGAUGCCAGCGCGUGCAGUCGGAUGGACUCUGCGCCACACCGUCCAUCAAUGUUUUAACUCGCAAACGACCCGAUCAACUAUCGACCAACGACACCAGCAGCAUCGAUGCGACGGUUACUUCCAUUUUUUCGAAAUAUUGCGUCUCUGCACAAGAUCUUUCCCAACCAUGGGCUUCUCAAGGCGCCGUCGUUAAAUCCCCUUGUGAUUUCAUUGAUCCACCAUUUUGCAUUGGUCAGGACAUCCAAGGAAUGAAGAAUACCAUAGUCAAUACAACAAGUCAACCAGCCGCUAGCGGAUCAGCUAACUACUCGUAUAGCGCGAGUACUACCGCUGCACCUGCAGGUUGUAAAUGGCCGAAUUCAAUGCCGUCAGCAGGACCCAUUGACCCGACAUUGAAUGCCGGACUGUAUUGGGUGUAUCGGAGAAUUUUCUCACCGGAAGCGAUCCCGGUCAACCAACAGGUGACAUACCACGACGUAGGACCGUCCACCUCGCCACUGGUCAAUGAUUCAGCGCACACCUACUGGAUCGAGUACGUUAACUACGACAGUCUCAAUUCCACGGACUGCGUGUACGGCUUCUUCGUGGGGACGAUCGGACAGAGCGGACUGCUAACCGGACUGAUUAUACCGAACACGGCGGCUGGAGCACCACAGCCCUUCACCCUGAUGACCCUACAUUCCGAUCAGACAUCGGUCCUCUAUUACGGAUGCGGAGCGCCCAAUCUGCAGACGGGGAUCUGCGAUGCGCCGGUCGUGGUGCACAGUAUUCGUCCCAAUCCACUGCAGAUGAGCCAGGCCGAUAAAGAUGCACUGGAUGCGUUGGAGAAUUCGUUUUUUAACAAAUAUGGUUGCAAUGCUGCCAAUGACGUAGCGCUGAUUCUGCACACGGCUAGCAAACCUCUGUGUACUUUUGUUGCACCCACGGAAUGUAUGCAAAAGCACAUAACCGGCUACGAGCAAGUAGCCAACGCUAGUGCUACAACCGGCACAACAUCGCCGUCAAAUAAAUAUUAA
Messenger RNA from Paramacrobiotus metropolitanus, 1810 nucleotides. RefSeq lists its product as uncharacterized. NCBI's taxonomy places the organism in Eukaryota, Metazoa, Tardigrada, Eutardigrada, Parachela, Macrobiotidae. The record is from RefSeq and is a predicted model, not a curated record. Bases 338 to 1810 code for a protein of 490 amino acids. The transcript is spliced from 7 exons.